Tupaia belangeri chinensis (Chinese tree shrew) is the source of this 2750-nucleotide messenger RNA. RefSeq names its product interferon induced protein with tetratricopeptide repeats 2 (gene IFIT2). Gene Ontology annotation, cellular component: cytosol. The record is from RefSeq and is a predicted model, not a curated record. Gene Ontology annotation, molecular function: protein binding. Lineage: Eukaryota; Metazoa; Chordata; Mammalia; Scandentia; Tupaiidae. The transcript is spliced from 2 exons. Gene Ontology annotation, biological process: defense response to virus. The coding region runs from base 185 to 1609 and encodes 474 amino acids.
UUUCACUUUCCAGUUUCAUUUUCUCUUUUGUAAAGCUGGCUACAUAGGAAGAAAGAAAAGAAACUAGAAGCUCCUUUAUAUAUAGGUCCCUGCAGCAUUUUUUUGGAGACAGAGGAGGAAGCUUUCUGGAGAGUGCAGCAGCCUGGACCUCAGCCCCUCUGAACAGCUCAGCAGCACGGCAGUCAUGAGUGACACCAUGAGGAGUUCUUUGGAGAGCAGUUUACGACAACUGAAAUGUCAUUUCACCUGGAACCUGAUGAAGGGAGAAAGUUCCUUGGAAGACUUUGAAGACAGAGUGCUUAACCAGUGUGAGUUUCAGAGCAGUGACUUCAGAGCGACAGUGUGCAACAUCCUGGCCUACCUAGAGCACCACAGAGGCCAACAUGAGGCCGCCUUGGAGCACCUACGGCAGGCGGAAGACUUAAUCCAGCAACAGCACGCUGACCACGCAGAGCUCCGAAGUCUGGUCACCUGGGGAAACUACGCCUGGGUCUACUAUCACAUGGGCCAACUCUCAGAGGCUCAGCUUUACCUCGACAAGGUGAAACGGGUCUGUGAGAAGUUUUCCAGUCCCUACAGAAUUGAGAGUCCCGAGAUGGAUUGUGAGGAAGGGUGGGCACGGUUGAAGUGUGGAGGAAAUCAAAAUGAAAGGGCGAAGGUAUGUUUCGAGAAGGCUCUGGAAAAACAGCCAAUGAACCCAGAAUUCUCCUCUGGCCUGGCCAUAGCUACCUACCGUCUGGACAGCCGCCCACCACCUCAGGACCCCAUUGACUCUCUGAGGCGAGCCAUUAGGCUGAACCCUGACAAUCAGUUUGUGAAAGUCCUCCUGGCCUUGAAACUUCAGAAGAUGAAUGAAGAGAGUGAAGCCGAGAGGUUAGUAGAAGAAGCCUUGGAGAAAGUCCCGCGGGAAACAGACGUCCUUCGCUGUGCAGCCAGGUUUUAUCGCUAUAAAGAGGCCCUGGAUCAAGCUAUCGACCUGCUUAAAGAGGCUUCAGAACGCAUGCCACCCAACGCCUAUCUGUAUUGCCGUAUUGGGUGCUGCUAUCGGGCCAAAGUCCUCCAAACACUGCACAGAGGAGAGGACAGAAGGUAUGGGAAAAGAGCGAGGUUGCCGGAGCUCAUAGGACAGGCCGUGGAUUAUUUAAAGAAGGCUGAUGAGGCCAAUGGAAAUCUCUACCAGAUCUGUUCCUUUCUGGCAGGCCUCUACUCUCUGGCAGGUCGGUUUGAAGAAGCCGAGUAUUACUUCCAAAAAGAAUUCAGUAAAGAGCUCACUCCUGCCGAGAAGCAAAUGCUGCAUCUCCGGUACGGCAGCUUUCAGCUGUAUGAAAUGAAGUGCGAAGAAAAGGCUAUCUACCAUUUUACAGAAGGCAUGAAGAUAAGCCAGGGAGGAUCAAAGCAGAGAGAAAAGAUCAGAACCAAGCUGGAAAAAAUUGCCCAAGCACGGCUUUAUAACAAUGAAGCAGAUUCCGUGGCUUUGCAUCUCCUGGCAUUCCUUCAGGAAAUGAAGAGCAAAGAAGCGUGGCAAAAUGAUGCAGACGCUCGGAGGAGAUUGGACGCUGGAAAACGUAUCCCGUCCACAUCUUUAGCUGAGACAGAGAAUGAGAAAUAGGGAUAUGGUACCCACAGGGCUACUGCUGGAAGGGCUGAAACCCCUCCAGACUGGGUAUUCAAAAUAUUUAAUGACCAUUAUGGCGGAAGCUGGACUGAAACCCUGGCCGCAGUCCUGGGUUGGGGCUACAGGGAAACCCUGCUGUAUCGGAUGUUAACACUUGCAUUGUCAAAUUGUGAGGAAACCCCGUGAGGUCUGAGAAGGGUUAGUAAAGGGGCUGUUGCUCAAACUACCCUCUUAGGUGCCGUUGGCACUGGGACAUUCCCAUGGUCACCUUCAGUGAGGCAACUCCUUGGGCUUGGCUCUGUGUUUAUGUAAAGCAGCCAGAUCCCUCUCAUCUGUAACCCUGAGGCCUGUCUUUGCAACUUUUUUCCAUCCUUGGAAUGACUUUAUAUCCUGUACCGGUUAGUCCUGCAGAAACAUGAAGGUACUGUUUCUAUCAGAAGGCAGAGGUACCAAAGUCUAGACAGGGCUUGGUCUCCUCCCUUCCUGUCACCUUUGUCCCCUUCCUCCUCCUCAGCCAGUCCUCAUUAUCCUGCACAACAUGAGUUCAAUCGUCUCCUUCACUGAUGUGGCAAAAUAAUUCACAAAGAAAAAGAGAAAAACAGCUCAGCUCUAGAAGGGACACGCUUAGGAGAAACACUGGGUCAGCUAUCCAAUGCACAAGACUUUCAGAAGGUACAUGGCGAGAUUUCUCUUCCACUCAGCCAUCUCUGUAAUCAUAAUACAGCAUGUAAAGAAAGAAAAAGGGGCCAGUUGUGGUGGUGCAGCCAGCAGGGUGCUGUUGCAUGAUGCUGGAGACCAUAUGAGAAUGCUCCAAGUUCAGUUCCCAGGUCCACCUGAACAUGCCAAGUGCACCCAUGAUCCAGGUUGGCUGCAAGUCCAGGGGGGAGGUCAUGGCAUGAAGCCUUGUAGAGGGUGCCCCAUCUUUCCCUCUUUCUCUCUCUUGAAAAAUAAAUGCAUUAUUAUAUAUAUUUUUUUUUUUUCAAAUAAAGAAUGACAGGCCAGCCUGUGCUUAAGUGAGCUGGAUCCUACAUCAUCAACCAUGUGGUUCAAGUUCCAGACCUGGCAGGUUGAAAAACAUGCUGGGCGUGAGUGUGCAUGCAUCCACAAUUCCAAAAGGAGAAAGAGAUGGGAGAGA